GAAUAGAAUGAGUCCAUCCAAUACCUUUUUCGGAAUCUGACCAGUCAAUCCAGCCGGGCCCCUUAUAAUCUUUGAAUUGAAUUCCUCACCCAAAUGUCGUACUAAUAUCACCGGAGUAAAGAGUUGAUAUGAUGAUAUAUAGAUACAAAGAAUGAUUCGUUGAGGAGAUCAGAUGUAAAUUGAUACGUAACUCAUCAAUUAAUUUCUAUGGGGCAAGUUCUUCAGUCGGCCGUGAUUAACUCGAUCUUUGAAUCCAGCAUAGUCGGUCAUCCGAGAAGACGAGCGAUAACAGGGCACGGUCGAGUAGAUUAGAAGGAAUGUUUGUGGGGCCGUGUUGUGCCUCAUUUUCUGGAACAAACGUCCAUAUGAUCAUACAAUAGCAAUUCAGUCAAACUUCACCCCUGCAGUCUAAUUCUGUUCAGAUUCUUCUUAUAAUCAAAUCCUUCCGUCUCCAUCAUCCCCUUCUCUUCACCAAAUACCAUUGUCUUUGAAACCUUUCUACGUACUCAUGGAAGAUCCGAGCACGAUGAAACAGUUCUUUCUUGGUCUACUCAUGCUUGCCCUUCUCGCUCGGCUUGCCUAUCCCCAGCAGACGUACAUGGGCAACUCAGUCCUAGCCUGCAAUGCGGAUGACAGGAUGGACCCAUCCUCGGACUUUCUAUACACCUGCAAUGGCCUGAACCAAGCCUGCCUGGCUUUCUUGAUCUUCAAGUCACAGCCACCCUUCGAUUCCGUCCCUGCCAUCUCAGCCCUCAUGUCCUCAGACCUUGAUGAGCUUGCUAGGAUCAAUAACGUCACGAGACUAACCGUCUUCCCUCCAAACAGGGAAGUGAUUGUCCCAGUGAACUGCUCCUGUUCGAGACGGUACUACAAGGCAAUGACGAGAUUUCAUGUUACGGACAAGGGUGCUGGAGACAACUUCUUCACUGUGGCUAACAGCACUUUCCAGGGACUGGCCUCCUGCAAUUCUCUGAAGCAGGCAAGCUCGAAGUACGAAGGCAACGAGCUUAGAGUUCCGCUCAGGUGUGCUUGUCCGACAAAGAAUCAGAGCUUAAGUGGCACAAGGUACUUGCUCACCUACUCGAUCUCCUGGGGCGAUACAAUUCUAGGAAUCAGUGACAGAUUCAAUGCUACUGUUGAGAGCACAUUCGAAGCAAACGGGCUCUUGGAUGACAAUCCCACGAUUUUCCCAUUCACGACGAUUCUCGUUCCUCUGAGGGCUAAACCAUUGAGUUCGCAGAUGAGAGUUUCAUUCCAUGGACCAGGACAGGCUCAUCCGCCUCCACCAGCUCCUGUUUCCGUGAAUCGCAAAUUGAAUAUUAAAAUCUUCUUGGGCUUCGGAAUUUCAGCAAGCUGCAGCCUUGUACUUGCCGUGGUUCUAUUCUCGGCGUUUCAGUUGUACAAGAAGAGGCAGCAAAGAAUAUUGGAUCACAGCAUUGUAUAUGAGGAAAGAAAGAGGAAAAUGUUAUUGCCAGCAGAUCUCCGGGUUGAGAUUGCGAGCCUAGAGGGAGUCCUGAGGAUAUUUUUGUUCGAAGAGUUGCAGAAGGCAACGAGAAAUUUCAGCUCCACGAACAGGAUCGAGGGAUCGGUCUAUCUAGGAACAUUCGGGCAGGAAACCUUGGCAGUGAAGAAGAAAAGUGUGGACAACGUCUCCGAGGAAGUGAACAUACUAAAGAAGAUCAACCACUUCAAUCUCAUACGGCUCCGGGGCUUCUGCAAUGGAAUGAAUGGUUGUUUCUACCUUGUUUUCGAGUUCAUGGGCGGUGGGUCCCUGAAGGAAUGGCUUAAGGACAACAGGAGCUCUAGGAAGAUCAAAUCCUGGAGGCAGAGGAUUCAGAUUGCCUUAGAUGUUGCCAAUGGGCUCCACUAUCUCCACAACUUCACCGAACCUGGCUAUGUCCAUGGCGACAUUACUAGCAGCAACAUUCUCUUGAAUCCUGACCUCAGAGCUAAGAUCGUGAAUUUCAGCCUCGCAAAGGCCAAGAGUGAAAUUGCUUCCUCAGAAGGGGCGGGGCCCAUGACCACCAAGGUCGACGUAUAUGCCUUCGGGAUAGUGAUGUUGGAGCUGAUCACAACGAAAGACCUGGCUUUCUCAAGGAAUGGGAAGAAAAUUUUGCUUUCAGAGCGAGUUUUCUCUGUCGGAGAAGACGAAAUCUGGCCCUUUAUCAAUCCUAGCCUAGGAAAGGCUGCAAAGGAAUUGGUGGCGAAGAUGGUGAAGUUGAGUCUCACUUGCUUGGCACCAGAACUGGAGAAUAGACCGGGAAUGGACGAGGUAGUGUCGGUGCUGCUGAGAAUUCAGGCAGGUUUUCCGAGUUCCAAAUUGGAACCAUCAUCUGUAAACACUGCCAGCGGUAAGAAGAGGUGAUAACUAGUGAUCUCUUAUUUUUAACUAGCCAUCUUAAGAAAGGAUGCUCAGGUUUCUGAUGAGUGCUGCUGUCAUCCGACAGAGUGUUCUUUUUUCUAAUUUCGUGUGAUCAGUGUGAUCUUGCAGACGAAAUAUGUUCUUGUGCUUCAGUUGUAUAAUCUCUAAUAAAAGAAAUUUUCUC
This is a messenger RNA of Punica granatum (pomegranate), 2546 nucleotides long. Lineage: Eukaryota; Viridiplantae; Streptophyta; Magnoliopsida; Myrtales; Lythraceae. The record is from RefSeq and is a predicted model, not a curated record.